AUGAAAUCUGUAGGCAGAAAUAGUGACGAAAUUCUGAAGGCAUUAAGACCUGGGGACCAUCAUGCCGAAUCUAAAACGUUUGACCUAGCGAAUGAGAUUAAUGACACCUUCUGGUCUCCAUUGGCUGAAUUUACAACCUUGACUUCGGACCGCUAUCGCGAUUUGUUCUCCGUAAUAACAAAUGAAGAACCCACUAUCACGGUCACUACAGGGGACGUAUUUGAACAAAUCUCUACGCUGAACCCCAAGAAAGCUCACAGCCCCGAUG
Messenger RNA from Paramuricea clavata, 268 nucleotides. NCBI's taxonomy places the organism in Eukaryota, Metazoa, Cnidaria, Anthozoa, Malacalcyonacea, Plexauridae. The record is from the annotation of a GenBank genome assembly.